AUGACCCUACUGUAUAUCGAAUUGGUAACAACCCCGCAGGAGAAUGAGUCCCUCUUCACUUUCCUCGGCAAGAAAUGUGUGCCUAUGUCUUCAGCAGUGGUACAAUUAUAUGCAGCAGAUCGGAACGGUAUGUGGUCAAAGAAGUGCAGUGGUGUUGCUUGUCUUGUUAAGGACAAUCCACAAAGAUCUUAUUUUUUAAGAAUAUUUGACAUUAAGGAUGGGAAAUUAUUGUGGGAACAAGAACUAUACAAUAACUUUGUAUAUAAUAGUCCUAGAGGAUAUUUUCAUACCUUUGCUGGAGAUACUUGUCAAGUUGCUCUUAAUUUUGCCAAUGAAGAAGAAGCAAAAAAAUUCCGAAAAGCAGUUACAGACUUGUUGGGCCGACGACCAAGAAAAUCUGAGAAAAGAUGAGACCCCCCAAAUGGUCCCAAUCUACCUAUGGCUACAGUUGAUAUAAAAAAUCCAGAAAUCACAACAAAUAGAUUUUAUAGUACCCAAGUCAACAACAUCUCCCAUACCAAAGAAAAGAAGAAAGGAAAAGCUAAAAAGAAGAGGUUAACCAAGGCAGACAUUGGAACACCAAGCAACUUCCAGCAUAUUGGACAUGUUGGCUGGGAUCCAAAUACAGGCUUUGAUCUGAAUAAUUUGGAUCCAGAAUUGAAGAAUCUUUUUGAUUUGUGUGGAAUCUCAGAGGCACAACUUAAAGACCGAGAAACAUCAAAAGUUAUAUAUGACUUUAUUGAAAAAACAGGAGGUGUUGAAGCAGUUAAAAAUGAACUACGAAGGCAAGCACCACCACCUCCACCACCACCACGGGGAGGACCACCACCACCUCCUCCCCCUCCACAUAGCUCAGGCCCUCCUCCUCCUCCUGCCAGGGGAAGAGGUGCUCCUCCCCCACCACCUUCAAGAGCUCCCACAGCUGCACCUCCACCACCAUCUCCUUCCAGGCCAGGUGUGGCCGUCCCUCCACCACCACCAAAUAGGGUGUAUCCUCCUCCACCUCCAGCCCUUCCCUCUUCAGCGCCUUCUGGGCCUCCACCACCACCUCCACCUCUAUCAGUGGUAGGAUCAGUGACAGCACCCCCACCACCUCCACCUCCGCCUCCACCAGGGCCACCACCUCCCCCUGGCCUCCCUUCUGAUGGGGACCAUCAAGUUCCAACUCCUGCAGGAAACAAAGCAUCCCUUUUAGAUCAAAUCAGAGAGGGUGCUCAGCUAAAAAAAGUGGAACAGAACAGUCGACCAAUGUCCUGCUCUGGAAGGGAUGCGCUUUUAGACCAGAUACGACAGGGUAUUCAACUGAAAUCUGUGUCUGAUGGCCAAGAGUCUGCACCACCAACACCUGCACCCACUUCAGGAAUUGUGGGUGCAUUGAUGGAAGUAAUGCAGAAAAGGAGCAAAGCCAUUCAUUCUUCAGAUGAAGAUGAAGAUGAAGAUGAUGAAGAAGAUUUUGAGGAUGAUGAUGAAUGGGAAGACUGAUCUAUAUAUUAUAUAUAUAUA
Molecule: messenger RNA, 1503 nt
Organism: Marmota monax (woodchuck)
Lineage: Eukaryota; Metazoa; Chordata; Mammalia; Rodentia; Sciuridae
Product: actin nucleation-promoting factor WASL-like
Exons: 1
Biological process (GO): actin filament organization
Cellular component (GO): nucleus; cytoplasm; endoplasmic reticulum membrane
Molecular function (GO): microtubule binding; actin binding
Source: RefSeq, a predicted model, not a curated record